Molecule: messenger RNA, 1612 nt
Organism: Paecilomyces variotii
Lineage: Eukaryota; Fungi; Ascomycota; Eurotiomycetes; Eurotiales; Thermoascaceae
Exons: 5
Coding region: 417-1334 (305 amino acids)
Biological process (GO): L-histidine biosynthetic process
Cellular component (GO): cytoplasm
Molecular function (GO): magnesium ion binding; ATP phosphoribosyltransferase activity
Source: RefSeq, a predicted model, not a curated record
GAAAGAACAUCACGGACGAGAUGAAGAUGGAUGUCAGUAUCAAAAAAUGCAAGGAAGAGACAUACAUUGAACCAAUUCCAACUAGCCGCUGUCGAUAUCCGCGUACUCUAUCCUACUUAGUAUUGACCGUUCCGUAGUCCGCGAAGCCCACGUGUGGCCGCUGCGGCGUUCCUGUUGCUGCGGGAGUUCUAAGGCCCCUCCAAAUUUUGUCGCCCAGCUCCGCCUUCGACUCAUACCCCUCCGAAACCGCUGGUUGAGAUACUCCCCACUCUCCUGCGAAUACUUGAGAUUAUCUCUCCGUUCGUUCUCCUGGGAGAUAUUGACGGCUACUGAUCGUCUGCAAUUGCUCCGUUGGACCCCUUUUCUUUCGCGACUAGACAGUAUCCCACCGCGCCCGUUGCGCUCACAGAGCCAAGAUGGAUUUGGUCAACCACCUAGAAGGAAGACUUCUUUUCGCAGUCCCAAAGAAGGGUCGACUCCAGCAGGCUACUCUGGAUCUGCUCGCAGGAUGUGAUAUCCAGUUCCGUCGCGAGACCCGUCUCGACAUUGCCCUCGUCAAAAACCUGCCCAUCGCGCUUAUCUUCCUUCCUGCCGCGGACAUUCCUACCUUCGUUGGAGAGGGACGAGUGGACCUGGGUAUCACCGGUCAGGAUCAGGUUGGAGAACAUGAUGCUGCUCUGCCAGCCGGCGAGACGUCUGGUGUCGAGGAAGUUAUGGACCUAGGCUUCGGCCGCUGCAAGCUGCAGGUUCAAGUGCCGGAGAAGGGAACGAUCACCGACCCCAAGCAGCUCAUCGGACGUAAUGUCGUGACCAGCUUCACGGGACUCACGGAGGCUUUCUUUGCUAAGCUGGAAGGCAAAAGUGAAAAGAGCGAGCUUACGACCAAGAUCAAGUACGUCGGUGGUAGCGUUGAGGCCGCAUGUGCGCUAGGCGUGGCCGAUGGUAUCGUCGACCUGGUUGAGUCUGGUGAGACCAUGAAGGCGGCUGGAUUGAAGGCGAUCGACACCGUCAUGGAGAGCACCGCAGUGCUGGUGAAGUCGAGAGGCACCAAGAACGAACUUGUCGAGCUCAUCGCCUCGAGAAUACGUGGUGUUAUUACCGCUCAACGAUACGUUCUCUGCCAGUACAACAUCCCUCGCACGGAGCUGGCUACCGCGUCUAGGAUCACUCCCGGCAAGAGAGCGCCGACUGUGACCGCCUUGGAGGACGAUGGCUGGGUGGCCGUCAGUUCCAUGGUCGAGAAGAAAUCCAUCGCGACGGUUAUGGACCAGCUGACCGAGGUUGGCGCCACGGAUAUUCUCGUCAUGAACAUCGCCAACUCGAGAACCGCUUAGACGUUUAUGCAAUAACCUUGUCUACUAUAUCCUUCUACAUUUUCUCGUAACUGAGCAUCGACGUCACGGAACAGAAAAAAAAGAAAUUGCCCCUGCUUUUGAUUAUGUCUUUGGUCUUGGAGGGAUCACGUUUCGGCUCUUUUCCUUUCUCUUGGUUCUAUGUUCAACUUGGAAGCAUCAAUGGUGUCAUGUCGCAUUUGGGACGAUUACAAAAAGACAAAAGCUGUGAAGAAGGACAUACCUAAGAUGUAUAGAGGACAUCAUUUACUUUGAACUAC